Messenger RNA from Falco peregrinus (peregrine falcon), 3656 nucleotides. RefSeq names its product ectodysplasin A receptor (gene EDAR). Gene Ontology annotation, molecular function: signaling receptor activity. The transcript has 12 exons. Gene Ontology annotation, cellular component: plasma membrane. NCBI's taxonomy places the organism in Eukaryota, Metazoa, Chordata, Aves, Falconiformes, Falconidae. Gene Ontology annotation, biological process: positive regulation of canonical NF-kappaB signal transduction; positive regulation of JNK cascade. The record is from RefSeq and is a predicted model, not a curated record. Bases 328 to 1674 code for a protein of 448 amino acids.
CGAGUUUCCGCAGCGAGCGGAGCCCGCUCCGCCGGCCGCGGCUUUGCGAAACUUGCCCAGCAGGGCGCGAGCGGGACGGAGCCGUUGGGGCGCCCCGGCGAGGGCAGCGGGGCCGGCGGCGGGGGCUUUGGUGCGCUUGGGCUCCCCGCGACCCCGCUGGGGACAUUCAUGACGAGCUCUGCGAGAAGAGGAGACGUGUGCCCCAGCUUCGGCACCUGCGAGAGCCCGACCAAGGGGGUACCCCCAGCCCUGCACCCGCCGGAGGACCUCUUCCUCAGGCUUCGGCGGUGGUGAGCCCAUCUGCACAAGGUAAAAUAUCAAGACAGCAUGUCUCACCUGGGUGAAUGUAAAUGGGCUCACGUGUUCCCUUUUCUGGUGGUCUCCCUGGUGUACUCUGCCAGCGCUGAAUACUCCAACUGCGGCGAGAACGAAUACUACAACCAGACCACGGGCAUGUGCCAUGACUGCCCCAAGUGCGAGCCGGGCGAAGAGCCUUACAUGACAUGUGGAUACGGCACCAAAGAUGAGGACUACGGCUGCAUCCCCUGCCCUUCGGAGAAGUUUUCCAGAGGAGGUUACCAGAUAUGCAGGCGGCACAAAGACUGCGAGGGUUUUUUUCGAGCCACAGUCAUGACACCUGGUGAUCAGGAGAAUGAUGCAGAGUGUGGUCCUUGUCUCCCAGGUUACUACAUGCUGGAAAACAGACCUCGCAACAUAUAUGGGAUGGUUUGUUACUCAUGUUUGCUGGCACCUCCUAACACCAAGGAAUGUGCAGGGGCUACCUCUGGUAUUUCAGCCAUUUUCCCAAGUACCUCUGGCACAAGCACUUUCUCGCCUUACCAGCAUGCUCACAAAGCAGAUCUUUCAGGACAAGGACAUUUGGCUACAGCUCUUAUAAUUGCAAUGUCUACCAUCUUCAUAAUGGCUAUUGCCAUUGUCCUCAUCAUCAUGUUUUACAUUGUAAAAACAAAACCUUCUGCUCAAGCCUGUUGCAAGAGCCAUUCAGUAAAAAAUGUUGAAGCUCAGGCUAACACACAAGAAGAGAAGAAAGAAGUACAAGAUAAUGUUGUGAUAUUUUCUGAGAAAGAAGAGUUUGAAAAACUCACAGCAACUCCAGCUAAGGCUGUUAAAAGUGAAAAUGAUGCAUCUUCUGAGAAUGAACGACUUUUAAGCCGUAGCAUGGACAGCGAUGAAGAAGCUGCAGUUGACAAGCAAGGGACUCCAGAGAGAUGCUUGUUAUCCUUAGUGCAUUUGGCCAGAGAUAAAUCUUCUACAAGCAAUAAAUCAACUGGGAUUCAAAGCCGAAGGAAAAAGAUACUUGAUGUGUACGCUAACGUAUGCGAUGUUGCAGAAGGUCUGAGCCCUACGGAGCUGCCAUUUGAUUGCCUGGAGAAAACCAGCCGAAUGCUCAGCUCAACCUACAACACAGAAAAAGCCAUAGUGAAAACGUGGCGCCACCUUGCCGAGAGCUUUGGACUGAAGAGGGAUGAGAUAGGUGGUAUGACAGAUGGCAUGCAACUAUUUGAUCGCAUCAGCACAGCGGGUUACAGCAUCCCAGAACUGCUAACCAAACUGGUGCAAAUCGAGCGGUUGGAUGCUGUUGAAUCCUUGUGUGCGGAUAUUCUGGAGUGGGCACAAGCAAUGCCUGCUCCUGAGCCAGCAGGGACAUCCUGACAUGCCUGCCUGGGACCCAUGCUUCCACAUCAACCACAAGAACCAUGAUUCCAGCAAGCACCAUGUCAAAGACUUUGGACAAAAGACCAUUGAUGUUUCUUCCACAUAAUCGCUCCCAGUAACCAACGGGAAGCUCUUCUCUUUUGACUUUUUAAAAAAGUGAAGUUACACAUCUACCAAAACAAGAGCAAGAAGCUUGGUAUGAAACAUGUCAUUAAACAAAAUGAUCACGUUAAACAGUUACUGAUAACGAGCGGACACACAAACAUCCAUUUUGCAGUCUGUGUAUAAGUGCAGAUAACCCUGCUGAUACCCUUCCCACCUGGCCUUCAAGAAAGGCAUGGAAUUGCUUUCUGAAAAUAUUCCUGUCUCUUAGAGCUUCAUUCAAUGGUUUAAUAGUCACAGUCAAAAGCAGUACCACAGCUACAGUAUCAAUACACAUUAGGCACACACAUUUCUAUUGGCUCUAACAUAUUUAACAUGUAACCAGGUUCCUUUUCUAUACUUCCUAUGGUUUUUUUGAAUCUAGAAGUAUGUGCAUAGGUGUAUAUACACAGUCCUCAGAUUAACUAACCAUACUAUAUGAAAAAAAAGAGUCAACAUAAUCUACAGAUUGAAGUGCUUCAAAACGCUGUACAUAAUGCACGUAAAUGAUCUCUUGGUCCAUACUGACAUUUCAGAAACUGUAAAUUCAAACUGCUGACUUGCUGAGGACAAGCUGGUUAGCAAGUGGGCAGUGAAAGUUAGCAGACACUCCCUGUAAGUUGAGAGCAGUAAAUUUUUCUCCUCUUCACCAUUACAAAAAAAAAAAAAAAAAAAGGCAACAAAACCAGAUUGUUCAGUACCAUGAAAAAUGUAUUUUUCCAGUAAUGGUAUCUACAUAUCAAAUUAUAUUCCAAAAAGAGGAAUUACAGACAACAGUGGUGCAUAUUUGAAACUAAGAGCAAAAAGGGUAGAUUUCUUUAGAGACACUUGAAAUGCAGAGGAAAAAGUGUUUUUUAGAUGUUAUACUCUUGUAAACACUGACCAUGAGCACAGAAUCCACAAGUGAAAAUGAAAUCCUCUGGAAGGUAAAGCAUUAUUUUGAGUUUGUGUACAACAGAAAUUAAACUUAUUUUUUUUUUCCUUUUAACUAAUCUCUGAUUUUCACAAUUGAAAGUUCUCUGAAACUUGCUCAGACUACAAAUCAGUAGCUGUUACCAAACCUAUUUGCUUGAUUUAUAGCUAAAAUGAGUGAUGACGGAUUUCAACAAGUGCAACCACUAAUUAAGAGACGUGUCAGUUACAAAGCAAUACUUGUUAAAUUCCAAAAUGCAUGACUGAACAAAAUGCUAUAAAAAAUAUUAACCAUUACCCUGAAGUUAACAACCAGUAUUCCAUCACUUAGUAACCAGAUCUUGUCUAUGAUGGUAUCAUACUUGCGUGGAACAUUUAGUAUCACCCUUUAACAUCUAUAUUUAGUACCUUUCCAGCACUUGAUUUGUACAGCAGAGGAAGCACAUACUGCAACAUAAAACCUGACCCACUCAUUCUUCUUCCACCAUUUCUUUCAUAUAUAACACCCUUUUCAUUAAUUUGGAUAUGCCAAAUUUGUUGAGAAUUUUUACUUUUAAUGAAGCAGCAAGCUGCACUUAUUUGAACAUUUAACUAGCGAACCGAUGUUUAAUUUAGGGUGCAAUUCCUGUUGUCUUGAAAUCAAUGACAAAUUCAUACAGAUUUCAACAGGCUUCAAUAAGAGUUCUAAAUCUGCUGACAACUCGGCAAACUUCAACAAGAUUUUCAAGACUGAAUUCGCAGUUUAGUACUAUUGCUAGUAGAAUAAAAAAGGGAAAGAAAAAAAAAAAGAAAACAUGAAGAUUCUAUUUUUCUUGUGCCAGUGUGUAACUACAGUGUUAUUCAGUGGACUGCCUCCUACACUUCACAUGUCAUUUAAUAGUACACAUCAUUUAUUUGUUUAAAAGAAGAUACAGGAAUCCUCUUUU